This is a messenger RNA of Diospyros lotus (date-plum), 3128 nucleotides long. Its product is annotated as putative pentatricopeptide repeat-containing protein At3g01580. NCBI's taxonomy places the organism in Eukaryota, Viridiplantae, Streptophyta, Magnoliopsida, Ericales, Ebenaceae. Gene Ontology annotation, biological process: RNA modification. Gene Ontology annotation, molecular function: RNA binding; protein binding. The record is from RefSeq and is a predicted model, not a curated record.
GUUUUUCAAUGCUAGACUAUCAGAUAAUUGUGUUCAUUGAUUGGUCUGUAAAUAGAGAUAUAUUGACAUAAACUCGUUAUUCAUAUGCAAAAUUAUGAGAUUCAGAUGUAACUGUUCAUAUUUGUUGAAGAGCUGCUAUAUCUGAUUAGUUUGAUUUUGAUCCAAGUUGUAUAAAAUUUAAUUUAAUUUUUAUAAAUUAUAUUUUAAAUAAAACAAUAAAAAAUCUUGUUAUAUUUGAACUACUAAAAUACUAGAACUCCGAUUUUAAAGAAUUAUUAUUUAUUACAAUCUGUUUUUGAUACUGAUCAUCGGCCUCUUCUUUCUGCUUCUCGCGGGCUUGCAAGGUCUUGCCAGUAUGAGGUUCAAAACCCUUGCUUUUCCUUCUGGUUUUUGGUCCUUCAAUUUCAAUCCAAGAAGAAGUUUUUAGAUUUCUUUUGUUAAGCGGAUAUAAUGCCAGGAUGAGUGUCCUUCCAUCUGGGUUUCUCUCAUUCUUGAACAAGAAGAACAGCCAAAUAAAAUAUACCAUGCUUCGUUCUCUCUUUUUCUCUAAUUUAAGUGCAGGAAAAGCAGCUUAUCAAUUAGCGCCACUUUCAGAGAAAUUAGCUUCUUAUUUGGAGAACUCUUCGGAUGCUGUUUUUCUAAGAAAGUUUCAUGCUCGCAUAUUCACGUCUGGGCUUCAAGACCACGUCUUUUGGGGCUCCAAGCUCAUCAACUGCUAUGCAAAACUUGGGUUCUUUACUGAUUCUAGAUGGGUAUUUGACAGGAUCGUUAACGAAAAUCUAUCUCUCUGGAAUUCAGUUCUUGUUGGAUAUUACAGAGCCGGCCACCACAUCGAAGUUUUAAAUCGAUAUUUGGAUUUGAGACGACGGAAAAUUGGCGUGAAUGGUUCAGCUAUCACAUUCAGCGUGAAAAGUUGUUCUGAGUUGGGAAGGCUGCAAUUUGGCAAGGGAAUUCAUUUGGAUGCUUUCAAAUUUGGGUUGAGUGGUGAUCGCUUCGUGGGCUCAUCUCUCGUCGGGAUGUAUUGCGCGAAUGGUGAUGCUGACAGCGCGUCCAAAGUGUUUGAUGAAAUCACUGAGAGAGAUGUUGUUGCUUAUACAUCCUUGAUUACAGGGUUUGCUGAAAGUGGAGUUGAAUGUGCUUAUGAGGCUUUUAGGAUUGCUCGGUCUAUGCAGGAAGAAGAACUCUAUCCCAAUAGGGUGACUUUAGUGAGCUUGCUUCAGGCUGCAGGACGCUUGGAAGCAUUCAAAGCGGGUCGGUCCAUCCAUGGCUAUGCUAUCAGGAGAGCUGUUGGAUCUUCAGAUGAGAUUUUUGAAACAAGUCUGAUGGACAUGUACAUCAAGUGUGGGGCCAUGAAUGUGGCGGCUUCAAUUUUCAGCAAAAUGAGCACAAGAAGUGUUCCUUCUUGGAAUGCAUUGAUUGCUGGUCGCCUGCAAAUGGGAUGCCCACUAGAAGCUUUGAAUCUUUUCUCACUCAUGGUGCAACAAAACCUUGAACCCGAUUUGGUUACUUUGGCAAAUGUGAUUUUGAGUUGUGCUGAUUUGAAGUGUUUGCGCGAAGGGAAAAGUAUCCAUGGUUACAUAAUUCGAGCUGGAAUUCAGCUCGAUCUAGUUGCUUCCACAGCUUUAAUUGACACGUACUCAAAAUGUAACAGUUUGAUCCUGGCCAGGAAAAUCUUUUCUAGAAUGGAGGAAAAGGAUGUGGUUUCAUUCAAUGUCAUGAUGGCAGGUUAUUUCCAGAAUGGGUGUGCUAUUGAGGCCAUGGAGAUGUUUUAUGAAAUGGUUGGAGGAGGUAAUAUGCCAAAUUUCAGUACCAUUUUGAGUAUACUUUCUGUAUUUUCUGCUCUGAAAGAUGUGAGACGAGGCCGGUGCAUCCAUGGGUAUGUAUUCAGACAUGCGCUGGAACUGAACACUGAAAUAGCCAAUCAAACAAUCUACAUGUAUGCAAAAUGCGGAUAUGUAGAAUCUGCUAGAGAAGUCUUUAACAGGACAGAGAUUAAGGACUUGGUUUCAUGGACAUCAAUGAUGAUGGGGUAUGUACAUCAAGGGCGUGCUGAUGAAGCCAUAGCCUUUUUCCGCCUGAUGAAAAGAGAAAAGGUAAUGGCCGACUCUAUCACUAUUCUAAGUUUGCUUCAGGCAGUCUCUCAGCUAGGAUGCCUGAAUCUAGCGAAGGAAGUUCACUCUCGAGUAUAUAGGCUUGCAAUGGAGCAAGAAAGCCCAAUAGUCAAUUCUUUGAUUACCACAUAUAGCAAAUGUGGGAAACUCGACAUGGCUAGUGCUCUGUUUGGGCAGAUUGGCAAUCGGUCUUUGACGUCAUGGAACACGAUGAUUGCUGCAUAUGGAAUGCAUGGAAAAUGUAUGCAGGCAAUUGAACUGUUCGACCAAAUGGAGGAGGAAAAGGUUGCUCCAGAUGAAGUCACCUUCACUUCUUUGAUAUUUGCCUGCAGCCAUUCAGGCCUAGUAGAACAGGGUCUGCGCGUUUUCAGGUUGAUGAAAGUAGAAUAUUUAAUAAUUCCCAGUGAAGAGCAUUAUGGGUGCGUGGUAGAUUUAUUAAGCAGAGCAGGACGGAUCGAAGAAGCCUUUGGGCUUGUGAGUUGCCUGCCGCAGACAUACAGAACUUCUGCUCUGGGUACAUUGCUUGCUGCUUGCAGAAUUCAUGGGAAUGCUCAAAUGGGAGAGGUCAUAGGAAUGCAACUUCUGAAGUUAGAGCCUGAGAACCCUACUGCCUAUGGAAUGGUCUCUAAUUUAUACGCAGAAGGGGGCAACUGGAAUGAUGCCGCCAGAAUAAAAGCCAUGGUGAAGGACAGAGGCUUAAGGAGGACUCCUGGAUACAGUUUAAUAGAAGUAGACAAGAGGCAAGUGUAUUAGAUUUGAAUCUGUAAUGACAAAAACAACAAAAAAAUGAAUAUUAGGAGAUUAAAAGUAUCUACUUUUAUCUGUUCAAAACGAUGGAAAUCAUCAAAGUAUGAGUCAUUUUGAGCCAUUUCCUUGGAUUGGAAAAAAAAAAAAGGGAAGGAAAACAGGUCCCACCGGGAGUCGAACCCAGGUCGCUGGAUUCAAAGUCCAGAGUGCUAACCACUACACCAUGGAACCACCUUGACGUGAUUCUUAAUUAAUUUAUAAAUCAUUUCU